CAAAAAUUCAAUUUUAGAAUGUGUGGGGGGGUCAUGUCCCUCGCUGCUGACUGUGAACCUUCUUAUCACGACCAUCGUAAACAUGCGCAGAAACAGCGCAAAUCUGACGUUUGAGGAAGUUACGUGGCAGCUGCUAGCAACAAGCUAACUUCAAAACAACAUGUUGUGGAGCACACAGCAGGUCAGUAGGCAUUGGUUAGUUGUUUGCUCAUCAUGGUCAAAUUAUAUCAUAGAUUACUCUAGUGUAAAUGGAUAUGUCUGAGAUUUAAUUUACUACGGAGCUCAGUUUGAUAGCCUUGGUCAGCUGAUGACGUUGUUGUUAUUCUUCCUGCUAGCUAGUUAGCUUUGCAUUCCACACAUUCUCUGUCUUUUGUUGUACAGAAAUGGUUCCAUCAAAUCUUGGGGAAGAAAUGUCUACUGAAGUAACGUUGCCACUUGAGUGGGAGGACGAUGAACGGAUGAAUUUCCUAUUCUCCGACUUCAAAGAAAACCGAGAUGUCAACACAACAGAUUGGGACAGUAAAAUUGAUUUCUGGACGUCACUCAUUCUUAAAAUCUGCAGAAGUCGCAGAACCGUCUGUAUUAAUUUGCAAGAGCUGAACAAGAUUUUUCAGAGAAAAGGAAUUGUACCUUUGGGUUUGGGUACUGUCAUUCAGUGCAUGGCCAGGUAUAAUAUAAUAUCAAUGCAAUGCAUCUGCUAAAGUGUGAGAAAAACAGCCUACCUAAAUGUGCCCUAGUCCCACUAUCCUUACCUUACUGUACUUGUCUGUAUUCCUGGCAGGUGCGGCAAGAUACAAAGGGAGUCAGAGUUUGCAGCAAAUGUAGACUGUGGGUGGGUGUCUUGGGGUGUUGGCCUGUUACUGGUGAAGCCUUUAAAAUGGACCUUUUCAACUCUUCUGGGUAGCAGUGGGGUUUCUUUGGAGGAGUCGUUUGUUGUCAUUGAACUGGUAAAGGUGUGUAUAAUAAAUUAAUUCAAAACAUGACCAAGGGGCUUGCAGGUUUAUCCAUUUAACACUAACCUUUUAUUUUCUGUAUGUUUCCUCCAGGAAAAGGCAGCAGAAUUGCUUGGUGUCUACUGGAGCUCCCCAGUGGCCAACUGCUCUCUCCUGUCCUUCCAGGAGCUCCGGACACUGUCUUCCCAUGUCUGUGUUGACGAGAGUACCCUGUGUAUGGCUCUGCUACAGCUGCAAAGGGAGAAGCAGGUGACAGUAUCACUGCAUGAAGGCGAGAAGGUGAGUAUAUGAGAAUCCUUCAUUGAAGUUAGCAUAUUAUUAGGCUACAUUGUAGGCUACAGUAACUCAUACCAUUAUCCAUGAGCUUUCACACACAUUGUUAUGAGGAUAAUGUCACUGUGUCAAUGUGUUGCUUUGAGCCAAUGUUUUGUUUGUCUUUUCACAGAUUGUUAAGUUUUCUCAGCCAGGACAGGACCGUGUGUCUUCAGUCAGUGAUGUGGACCUAGGCAUCUACCAGCUACAGCGCAGUGAGAGACUGCUUGAAGUGCGGGUGGAGGCAUUGGGUCUAGAGGCAGAGAAGUGCGUCCCUGACACAUCAUUUAGUGUUGUCUCGUGCAGUCUUCAGUCUUAAUUGCUUUUUUUUGUGUUUUUUUUGCUUGUGCUGUAUUAUCUUUUUGUAGGUGCAAAGAAGAAGCUAGGGUGUUGCUGCGGGAAGGGAAGAAAUCUCAGGUAGAUUUACAAUCCUUUGAUCCUGUGUUGACUUUUUGUCUUUCACCAAAACUCAAAUGCUGUCUGGGAAACCUCAAUACAUUUUUCUCCCCCAGGCCCUGAGGUGUUUGAGAAGCCGAAAGAGAGUCGAGAGGAAAGCAGACCGCUUAUAUGCCCAGCUGGAGAAUGUGAAGGGAAUCUUGGACAGGAUAGCAAACUCACAGACAGACAAACUGGUGAGUAUGCACUUGAUACAUUGACAUUCAAAAAUCUAGCCAAAACAGAGCAAGCGCUAAAUUUAGCCUAAAUGUGCAAUGUGGGUAAUUUGUGGGUGAUGUUAUUACUCUUCUGAGUUCUACAUGCAGUAACUAAGGUCUUCUUUUCUCUUUGUAUGACUCUUUCUGCAUGUCUCUAUAGGUGAUACAGGCAUAUCAGGCUGGAGUGUCAGCCCUGCGACUCUCUCUGAAGGAUGGGACUGUAGAAGGAGCUGAGAGCCUUGUCGAUCAAAUCCAAGAGGUCAGACUCUUCUUAACUGAGACUGCAUUUAGGUGCUGUUAUUGACAGUGGUGUAAAGUACUUAAGUAAAAAUGCUUUAAAGUACUACUUAAGUUGUUUUUUGGGGUAUCUGUACUUUACUAUUUAUAUUUUUACAACUUUUACUUCACUACAUUCCUAAAGAAAAUAAUGUUUUUUUUACUCUAUACAUUUUGCCUGGUCAUCCCUACUGCCGCUAAUCUGGCGGACUCACUAAACACACAUGCUUCAUUGGUAUUAUGUCUUGAGUGUUGGAGUGUGCCCCUGGCUAUCUGUAAAAAAUAAAAAAUAAAGAAUGGUGCCGUCUGGAUUGCUUAAUAAAAUGUAUUUGAAAUGAUUUAUAGUUUUAAUUUUGAUACUUAAAUAUAUUUAAAACCAAAUACUUUUAGACUUUUACUCAAGUAGUAUUUUACUGGGUUACUUUCACUUUUACCUGAGUCAUUUUCUUUUAAGGUAUCUUUACUCUUACUCAAGUUUGACAAUUUGGUACUUUUUCCACCACUAAUUAUUGAGCUGUUGCAUGUCCACAUCAAUCUAAAUGUAUUUUCUCGCUGUUUGGUAUUACAGUUGUGUGACACUCAGGAUGCAGUGAACCAAACUUUGGCUGGUGGAGCGCUCAACUCAAGUAUGUCCUAUCCCAUAUAAUACAGCUACUUGGUUGUAGUGCCUAACUUAGACAAUUUCAUAAUUACAUUUCCAAUAUCCAGAGGGUCUGAGAAAUUAUCAAUGAUCCUAUUGAUAUUUGUUUAGCGGAUGCAGACACAGACGAGCUGGAGGAUGAGCUGAGAUCUUUAUUGGAGAACUCUACUCUGGAUGGCCCUUCCACGCUUCCUGAAGUACCAUCACACCCUCUAUCACCGGUCAGGGAAUCUGGUUCCCUUUGUGAUGAUCUGCUGAGUGCUUUGCCCUUAGUCCCUCAAAGCCACUUCAAUAUCACAGAUGAGGAACUGGACAAAGAGCUGAGUCGCCUAACCCUUGCAGAUACAUGUAUGCCUCUAUCUUGUUCCUUUAUCUUUUAAAUACUACCACAAAAGAGGCUACUGAAGUAACCUUUGUUUACGCAUCACUCCCAUAGGUCUUCAACUAAAAGAUCAUACCUCGCCAGUGAAGAGGGCUGAGCCUGCACAGUGACAACACUAAUAAAAGAAGUCAACUGCAAUAUUACCCUGACCCUCAGAGUUUUUGGGCACGGUGAUCAAAAAUAAUUGUGAUAUGUAUUUUGUAACAUGCUUAUUGAUGUCUGUGAUCACGAUGAUACACUUUUUAAAUGUACUUAUAAGUGGCCUUUGUGAAGUUUAUGUAUCACUCACUCUAAUAAAGAUAUCGGUAACAAUCAUGAUGCCAAAUUAUAAAGCCACUAUUUCAGAUUGACUGUAAUGGGGUUGGGUUGUAUAACAAUACCAUUAUCAGUUAUAUGCCAAAUACAGUGCAUUUGGAAAGUAUUC
This is a messenger RNA of Coregonus sp. 'balchen', 3640 nucleotides long. The record is from the annotation of a GenBank genome assembly. NCBI's taxonomy places the organism in Eukaryota, Metazoa, Chordata, Actinopteri, Salmoniformes, Salmonidae.